Drosophila bipectinata is the source of this 1735-nucleotide messenger RNA. It is a transcript of the gene mah, whose product is annotated as mahogany. Gene Ontology annotation, biological process: amino acid transmembrane transport. The record is from RefSeq and is a predicted model, not a curated record. Gene Ontology annotation, molecular function: amino acid transmembrane transporter activity. Lineage: Eukaryota; Metazoa; Arthropoda; Insecta; Diptera; Drosophilidae. Gene Ontology annotation, cellular component: membrane.
CGCGAAUGUUCUUCUUCCGCCGUCAGAAUGCCAAGCCCGCGCCACGCCCAUCCCGCGCUCCUUCAUUUGCGCUGCCCAAACGCAGGCCUCCAGUUCAGCUGACUCCUUCGCAUCAGCACGAUCAGCUUCCUUUUCUUAGGAGGUCCAGGUUCAGUGCUUUGCCACAUUUCCGCGCCUACGAGGAUGAACCCGAGAAUUUGUCGCUCUUCAUUGCCAUCCUGUACGUGGUGGACUUGUUCGGCAUAUUUCCUUUUGUGACGCUGCCUGCUCUGCUAGUUAAGCUCGGCUACUUCGGGGUGCUCCUGGUGCUCUCAAUCAUCUUCCUGCAGAUAUAUACCUCGUUCCUCCUGUCCCAGUGCUGGACCAUGGCGGAGUUGCUAGAUCCCUCCAUUCAGCAGAAGAGGAAUUAUCCGUAUGCCGCCCUGGCGGAACUGGCCUAUGGUCCGUAUGUGAGUUUGCUCGUCUCGGUGCUUCUGGAUCUCAGUAUCUUUGCCAUGGCGGUGCCCAGUGUGGUUAUGGCUGCCGAGAACCUGGAGGCGGUGGUGCUGCGCAUGAGUGGCGGUCAGUACAACUUCUCCUACUGCUACUGGGCCAUCAUAGUCGGACUGGUAAUCUGUCCGCUCAUGUGGCUGGGCAGUCCGAAGCAUAUGCGGAGUCUGGCCAUCAUUGCUGUGUGUGUGAUGAUAAUCAUUGUGGCACUGCUAUGGUUCUGUCUUUUCGCCGCCCCUGCGAUUGGAGCUCCUUUCGAAGGAAUAUCUUUGGAGCUUCCUGGCUUUUUGACUGUGCUGAAUAGCUAUAGCAUAUUAGCCUUUCAGUUCGACAUUCACCCGGUGCUGCUCACUCUACAAAUCGAUAUGAAGCACAAGUCCCAAGUGUCCUGGGCUGCCCUCAGCGGUAUAUCCAUCACCUGCAGCGUGGCCAUUAUCGGAUCUGUUAUAGCGGCCUAUAAAUUUGGUUCGAUGAUAGCCAAUAAUUUGCUGCAAACGCUGCCCACCAGUGUGCCAUUUUAUGUGAUGCUGAUCCUCAUGUCCUUGCAGCUUUGUUUCUCAGUGACAGUGGCCAGCUCAGCCAUGUUUAUGCAGAUUGAGAACUACUUCAAGCUUCCAGAGUCACUUUCUUUCAAACGAAUGCUGAUCCGAUCUUCCAUCCUGGCCCUGGAGGUAUUGAUAGCUGAGUUUGUGCCCAGCUUUGAUGCUCUAAUGGACGUGGUUGGAGGCACCAUAACAGGUCCUUUGGUGUUCAUCUUACCGCCGCUUCUGUAUCGACGCAUUCGGCGGAUGGAGCGAGUACAUCAGCGCAUUGCAGCAGAGGCUAGUUACGGAAGCCUGCCCCUGGACCUCAACUACGAUCCCAUCGAAUUGGAAAUGGAGCCGCUGCUGGUGUCGACACCGUCCUCUACUCCUCGAGGCUGCUGGCUGCGGGUGGUGAGAAUGCUGCAUCGUUGCGAGUGCGACGUAUCCUGCACCAUGGGCGUCCUGAUAUUCGGUCUGCUGGCCACCUUCCUCUCGACCUAUCUGAACAUCUUCAGCCUGCCGAAUCUCUUCACCAACAACUCACCCUGCUUGGGUAAUCUCACGAAUCACUUCCCUCAAUAAAAAACGCAAACAAUCAGCCAAGUUCAAUUGCCGUCGUCCUUCGACGACGAGUUCAAAAACCUGAGGCGAUCAUCUUUAGUGCAGUGAGUGCUUGGGUGUUUUGUAUAACACAAACUACAAAUUUAAUAAUGCUUAAUAAU